GCGGGAGCGGGUCGAGGACCUGUUUGAAUACGAGGGCUGCAAAGUUGGCCGAGGCACUUACGGUCACGUCUACAAAGCCAAGAGGAAGGAUGGAGAGGAAGGGAGAGGGAUAAAGAGAUAGAAACAUAGCUGCCUGCCGCUGUUGUGUGGGAUGCCACUGGCGGCCGAGUGAGCGUGACUGCGCUGUGCAGGGUGCUAGGAGGAAUUGUUGCUGUGCAGGCCCCUUUGUGAGCAGCAGACCAGCCUGGUGGCUGGCAGCAGGACACCCCAAGUCUGCAUGCUGAGGAAGAUGGGUGAGGCGGUGGCCAGAGUUGUGAGGAAGGUCAACGAGACGGUGGAGAGUGACUCUGACACCCUGGAUCUGGCGGAGUGCAAGCUGGUGUCUUUCCCCAUUAGCAUCUGCAAGGUCCUGUGGAAUGUCACUGACCAGAUCCACCUCAUCACGCUGGCCAGCAAUGAGCUCAAGUCCCUCACCAGCAAGUUCAUGACCACAUUCUCUCAGCUUCAAAAGCUCUGCCUGCAAGGGAACUUCCUGUACCAUCUCCCCAACGAGGUCAGUGCCCUGCAGCACUUCAAGGCCAUCCACCUGUCUCGGAACCAGUUUCAUGACUUCCCUGAGCAGCUCACCCCCCUGCCGGCACUGGAGACCAUCAUUUUGGAGAACGAGAUUGUGGAUGUGCCCAUGGAGAAGCUAGCCGCCAUGCCUGCCUUGUGCAGCAUCAAUCUCCACUUCAACCCGCUAAACGCCGAGAUGCGCGUCAUCGCACUGCCACUCAUCAAGUUUGACAUGCUCAUGUCUCCAGAGGGCACAUGGGCCCCCCCACUUUAGGCCUCCCUCCCUCCUCAUGCCCACCCUGAAGGGACAGAGGCCACUUCCCUGGCACCCUGAGGGGAGGGAGCCCCAAGGGCCUAUGGGAGGCCUAGCUUGGGGGUCUGGGGAUAGGUGGGCAAACAGCGUGUGGGAGAGGGUGCAGCGGUCCAGGAUAGAUAUAGCUUAGAGCUGUAGAGUUCUGGAAUACCUAGAGGAGGAGGCAAGGUGGGGGCCAGAGCCAGGACUCUGGGCAUUCAUAGCCUCUAUGCAAACUUGGGCAGACCCCCACCUUCUCUGAACUUACAAUUUUGGGAAAAGGAUAGUAGUGGCAGUGGGUCUCUGCCACCUUGGGCUCCUUGGAGGCUUUUUAGGGAACACAAGUCUCCAAGUCUUUGAAUCGUUGGUAUCUUCUGAGCUUGCAGCUGAGCAUUGCUGAGCAUUUCUUGGGCCCCUGUGGGUUGAGGCCUUGCUUCUAGUGCUGAGAGCCAGUCACUGCCCUGAGACAAACAGAAGACAACCUGCAUCUAUUUAUUGCUUCCUGGGAACCAACCCUUCUCUGUGCCCCAUCCUGAGCCCUGUAGAUCCCUGGAUUGGCAGGAGCCCGAACCAGGAGUUGUGGGAAAGCUGUGGAGAGAGUGCGGAGGCUGCAGCAGGGCUGAAAGUGUUUACAUAGGAGCCCCAAGGCCAUCAGGCCAGGAAACUGGGGAGCAGAUCAAAGUGGCUCUGUCCUUCCUCAUGAUUAAGAAAUUGCUGGAGUGACCAGCUGCACCUGGCAUCACCUCUUGAACUACAGUAGAGUGGCCCAGAGAGAAAGAAAGCCAUUUGUGCCUGUGCCUCCCUCUGCACAGUCUCCCUCUGGCGGCAGACUGGCUGCCUUGUGAUUGGUUCACCUGGAUGCAGGCAGCACUAUGGACCAUUGGAUUGUAGCUGGCCAGCCCCCGGGUCACCACUCAAAGCCCUGAUAACCUCGUCAUUUCUAGGCUCUGAACCUGGAGCCUGGCCAGGCAGUAGGGUGACCUGCCACCCAUGUUUGCUCGGGACUUUUUAGUGCUAACACAGGGACAGGACCUGCAAACAGGGACAACUGGUGGCUCCACCAGGUGAGGGCCUGGGGCUCUGGCUUCCUGUGACAAUACCUCUGGUUUGGAGAACCCCUGACCUCUUGAUCCUGCAGGUGUCUACCUCCUACCUUCUCAUCUGUGGAGCAAGUAGAUCAGAGCCCACCUGGUCUGGACUUUUGUUGGAGUCUGUGGGAGAUGCCUUAGUCCCAAGGACUUGGGGCAAACCAGGCCACCCAAAUCCUACAUCCGUGGGCCAGUGGCCACUGUUCCACACUCAGAGCACUGACCCUUUCUCAGAAUGUACCAAUUUCCUUUCUCUUUCCCUUUCCCUUCCCCAGCCCUGAGGCUGCCCUGCCCAGGCCUCCUGUCUCUUGGCAAGAAGCCGACAGGUUGGGAGAUUGUAGGCAUGUCACCAAGCACUUGAGAACUCAGCGUCCCAGGAGAUGCCUGUUCACUCUGCUCAUCUCCGAGGCCUGGUGGGUCAAGCUCUGGGAAAAGGGUUUUCAGGGCAAGGAGGCCAGAUAAGAUCUCCAGGGCUACUGAGUUCAGCUGGGGACAAGUGAGGGCUGCAGGCUAGCCCAGCCUGGCCUGGCCCCACUCACCAUGUCCUGGAGUGGAGUUUCUCCUUGUUGAAGAAGGGGUGCAUUUGCCUGAUAUGCAAAAAGGCAUUGUAUGGCCAGAGCCUGCAACUCAGUGUGGUGUGCAUCAGCACCUAUGGGAGCUUGUUAGAAACACAUAACCCCAGGCCCAAUCCCGGACCUCUGGGAUCAGAACCCACACUCCAAGAGAUCCCCAGGGAUUCCUACAAGCACUUUACUGUUUAAGAAGCA
Molecule: messenger RNA, 2702 nt
Organism: Myotis daubentonii (Daubenton's bat)
Lineage: Eukaryota; Metazoa; Chordata; Mammalia; Chiroptera; Vespertilionidae
Product: leucine-rich repeat-containing protein 20-like
Exons: 2
Coding region: 278-829 (183 amino acids)
Source: RefSeq, a predicted model, not a curated record